Molecule: messenger RNA, 1811 nt
Organism: Folsomia candida
Lineage: Eukaryota; Metazoa; Arthropoda; Collembola; Entomobryomorpha; Isotomidae
Exons: 3
Coding region: 183-896 (237 amino acids)
Source: RefSeq, a predicted model, not a curated record
UGGAUUGUGGGAUACGAUGCGAAAUCCGUAAUAUUAUUCGCGUGGCGUGGGUUAGCCUCUGAUCUGACGAGUUCGAGCUUGAAUAAUAAUUUGAAGGUUUUACGAUAACAAUUUUGUACACGCAGAAAAAUGAAGAAUUUUAUUAGUAAAUCGAAUAAUUAAGUUCCCUGAAAGUUUCUGAAAUGGUGAAAGCCGCCACAAUGGCUGGAAAUCGGGGAGGUCUUCACAAAAAUAAGGAAGUUGACGUUGACGAAGUCGAUGUCGGCGGAGAUUAUGGGAUGCCUUUGUCCUCCAAAGAAGUGAUCAUUCCACUAGUUGGUAUCGUCCUGUUGGCCCUGAUUGGGUUGCUGAUUUGUUGUUGUAAAGCGUUUUGUGGGAGAAAAUCUGGACGAGAUGCAGAUUUGGAGCUGCAACUUGGCCGAAAAAGCAGAGCGUCAUUCCGUCGAAAAAGUGAAUCGUUUAAGAGUUCGUCCAGUGGGGGUGUGGGUAAUGAUGAUGGGGUCAGAAGGUCAUCAUCCUACAGGGCAGGAGGUCAGGGGUCAAACAGGUUGGAGCUGGAAAAUCACCACAAAGAUCAUCAUCAACCAUCUCCUCGUUCGAAACGACAGAAAUCCAGUUCAUUUUCGAAAACCGUGCAAAAAAAUAGUCAUUCCAAUUCACUAAAUAUUAAUCGAAGCAAUUCGAAUCCAGUAAAUUCCAAGAUUUUAAUCUCUCUGAGCAAACCUCACCAUUCUUCUGAGACAGAAGAUCACGUCGUACCGGAUCUUGACAAUGUGGGUCAAGAGGACGAUUUAAGAAAUCAGAGCAGAAAUUUUACGUUCUUAGUAGAAAAGAAGAAAAAUAUGACAAAGUCGUCCAGAGAGGAUGUUGGAACAGAAACAGAAACGAUCGAUUAAAAAUAUUAUGCAUGAUUUUAACUUAUUUUUAUGGUAAAUUUUGAAAUGCGAAUUUGUUAAAUUUUAAUCAAACGAUAUGAGUAUUUGUAUAAUAAGUCUUUUAUAAAUUUUGGAAAAUUAGAUUUUCAAACUGGUGAAUGAUCACGUCUUGCUCAAAAUAUUCAAGCCGAGAUUAAUCUGGGAAGAAAGUUUUAUAGCCAUAAUUUUCAGCUUAUCAUAAUUAAUGGUUACUUAACGCAAUCAAAUAAUCUACCACCACCACCACCGAAAACACUCCAUAAAAUAAUCACCCUGAUGAUAAUGAUGCCAAAAAACUAAAAUAUAAGUUUUGUCCACCUCUAAUUGUAAAUAUUUGUUUUUUUUUAUAAAAAACUAAGAAUAUAUUGUAAUUUUUACAUGAAACCCUUUUGAUAAAUAAUUAUUUGUAAUAAAAGGUUAAUAUUGAAAUUGGGGCGGUUUUGAAGUUUCCAGCUAAUGUAAAUAUGCAUGUUGAGGAUGACGGCUGGAGAUUUCCAGUAAUGGUUUUAUAUUUGAUAAAUAUAGAUAAAUUGGAUUUAAGAGUAAUUCAGUGAUUCAUAUUUUUAUGCGACUCAUGAGCAUUUUGAGAAAUUCUGCGUUUUUGUACACAAAUUUCAUUUAAAUCUUAAUUUCCCUUCUUCUUUCCUCCCAUUUGUUUUCAACCGAAUUAAAAUCUAAUUCAUUUAUAAUAUACGUUAAUCAUUGGAAAUUUUUACCUCCGACUUUUUGCUGUUACAGUCAGCAAAAUCUCAAAUUUUAUGAAUUUGUCCGUAUCCUUUGAAUGAAAUCACCUUCAUUACCAAUAGACUGACUCAAUUGGUCAAAAUUCGUAAAGAAAUUCUCCAGUGAUGGCCAAACCUAAAAUUUUAUAAUAAAAGCUCUUUACUUUUAUACACG